Messenger RNA from Notothenia coriiceps (black rockcod), 2341 nucleotides. Its product is annotated as protein transport protein sec31-like. NCBI's taxonomy places the organism in Eukaryota, Metazoa, Chordata, Actinopteri, Perciformes, Nototheniidae. The record is from RefSeq and is a predicted model, not a curated record. Gene Ontology annotation, biological process: protein transport. Gene Ontology annotation, cellular component: plasma membrane; cytoplasm.
GGGGCAAGAGGUCACAUGACUUCCGGAAAGACAACUCUUAUCAUUUUUACAAAAUAAAACAAAGUUCAAGCAUACAUUAAACACUCUUCAAAAAGGACAAAACAAUAAUAAGGGACCUUUGAGCGUCAGCUACAUAAGGUAACUAUUACAGGUGACUUUUGUAAAUGUUAGAUGUUACAUAUAGCCUAUAUUGCAGCUAAACAACAAUGCAGUUCAUAGCUUUGACAUGACCUGUUAUGAACAAUAAUAUUGCCUAUAGUUUUGUGGUAACGUUCACGGGUUAGAGUCUUAGGCUUACAACUCACAGCAGCAGUAUGCCUACUGUACACUAUUGUCAUUAGUGGCGUGAACGUUACCACAAAACUAUAUAUAUAUUAUUGUUCAUAACAGGUAAUGUCAAAGCUAUGAACUGCAUUGUUGUUUAGCUGCAAUAUAGGCUAUAUGUAACAUCUAACAUUUACAAAAGUCACCUGUAAUAGUUACCUUAUUUAGGACUAGAUGCCUUCAUAGCUAUACAAAAUUGGUAAUAACACAAUAUUAAAACAAUAUAAUUAAAGGUAGUUUAACUUAAUUUAAAAACAUGGAAUAUGUAAAAUUACAUAGUUGGUUAAUCAGGAGCACAUUUUAACUAUGACGAUUACAUAAUAGGGCAACAUUAGAACUUUGCCCUAUUAUGUAAUAAUAAAAUGUAAAGCAAGCAUUUCAUGGAUAAAUAUAUAAAUAUUAACACUAAAAUCCAUUUUCCUUUUAGACACUGUACUUCCCCAAGGAAUCCAUGUCUACAAAUUCAGCUUAAAGAUUCCACAAGGAAGCAUGCCUUCAUCGUUCAAGGGACCUCAUGGAAAUAUUGUCUACAAGCUGGAAGCCAAGUUGUCCAGGAGUUGGAAGAUGGACCAAUCAGUGGAACAGAAAAUACUGUUUGUCUCCAGAUGUUAUCCCAACCUUCAUUCUCUGAUGUUGCCCCAAAUUGGUGCAACAAAGAAAGAGAUGGGACUUUUCUCCAAAGGACAAGCAGACAUGGAAGUCUCGAUUGACAGGAUGGCCUACGCCCCAGGUGAAACUAUCAAAGUUUUGGCCAAAAUCAACAAUUCCUCGUCCAGUGAGAUGACACCCAAAUUCCGUUUGGGCAAGAAGGUGAUCUACCGUGCCCGCGGUAGUACAACACACGAGAAGUUCACUAUCAUCAAAGUGGUCGAAAACCGUAUUAAAGCCCAUACAGAGCUGGAAGUCAGGUGUAGAAUGAAGAUUCCUCUCGCAGACACUAUCCAGAAUUGUGACAUCCUCUCAGUGGAAUAUCAUUUAAAGGUGUAUCUGGACAUCAGCUUUGCCUUCGAUCCAGAGGUCCUCUUCCCAGUGGUCGUUGUUCCUUUAGGCUUUGCUCCUGUCCCUCAGCCUGGUGUGGAUGCAGGUCCUUACCCAGCGGGAGCUGUUGGGGGCCCAAGCAACAGCGACAUUCCUCCCCCUGUAGUGUCCAGGCAUCCUUAUCCUGUCUCCCCAUCCUCAGGCAGGUCUGGAAACCCAGGAGCCCCAAUGUAUUCAGCACCACCACCACCACCACCUGUGUACCCAGGUAACCCAAUGGUGUUUCCUUGUCCACCAAGUGUCUACCCUGCUCAGCCUGCACAUGUGAGUGGGGCCUACAACAACCAAGUGCCUGAGAUACCUUUUCCGUAUGGAACUCCAUUUUCAUCUUCUGUGAUUCACCCUCCGCCAGCUGCCCCAACAUUUCAAACACCCCCAGCUGCCCCAGCGAUCCACCCAGCCCCAUCUCUCCCAGCGAACAACCCAACCCCAUCUCUCCCAGCGAUCAACCCACCCCCUUCUUUUUCACCCUUCAAUGUAUCCCCAACGGCUCCAUCGUACAACCUGAUGAACACAGACUUCCUGGGUCAAUCGGAUGAAGCUCCUCCAGCAUAUACACUCCUUUUCCCCUCCACUGCUACUGACAAAUCAGAUGCAAAAUAAUAGUAUGAUUGCUCGAUGACUGGAAUGGUUUAUUAAUCAUGAUGUAAAAAAACUAAUAGUUAAAAGUUUUAAUCAUGUCAUGUCCGGUCAUGUCUUUAUUUUUGUUGUUGAUUUCUAAGCAUGAAUGUGAGAUUGAAAAGGCAUUGUGUGUAUUAACUUUUUGCAUGUAAAAAAGUAUACCCAAAAUAUCACUUGUGCAUUGUAUGUGAUGGUUGUGUGAUGGUCAAUUCAGAAUGAUCAUUAGUGUUGCCAGCUGCUAACAUAAAAAAAAUAUAGGCCUGAAUGUUCUUUGUAUUUUACAAUCUGUCAAUUUUAUUCCAGAAAUUUUUUUUUCUAAUAAAUAUCCAAUUCUUUGCAAACCUGAUUUGUAAUACUC